This is a messenger RNA of Anastrepha ludens (Mexican fruit fly), 1525 nucleotides long. RefSeq names its product dTTP/UTP pyrophosphatase. Lineage: Eukaryota; Metazoa; Arthropoda; Insecta; Diptera; Tephritidae. Gene Ontology annotation, molecular function: nucleoside triphosphate diphosphatase activity. Bases 755 to 1423 code for a protein of 222 amino acids. The transcript is spliced from 5 exons. The record is from RefSeq and is a predicted model, not a curated record.
UCGGUACGGUCGUAUAACCUCAAUUUUCAGCAUCAAGUGAUGCAAAAUUUUUUUCAAAAAUCUAAUUAGCAAAACAGCUUCAAAGGAUUUGUUGUAAAUUGGCUUCGAUUAGAUCGCAAGAAUACCGUUAGAACUUCUACAAAUGCCACAUUAACAAUUUGGAUUCAAAUAAUUAUUUCCUCUUUUUAUUUGAUACUUGUUAAGCGCUGAUAUAGAAACGCGUUCCACCAAAUUCUUGUGAAUUUUCCCAAAGUACUAAAUUUUCAUUAGUUUGACACGAAAGGAAAAAGGCCAAAUUUGUAUGUAGAAAAACUGUGUUCUGGUUCAGCCUGCCAAAAAGAGAUAAGUGAUGCGUCGCAACUGAUAGCGUUAAGCAGCCUAUCUCGCUUGUGCUACACAAAAGCCGGUUAGUGAUGUCAAGCCAUUGAAACACAGCCACGCAGCUGUUUUAUUGACAGCUUCAACUAGUGAUUGCGUGAACAUACACAACGCAAAGGGCUGCUGGCAAGGGACAAUUGCAAAUUUUAAUUAUUUAUAAUUUAUCAUGCUACGCAAAUUAUGUUACUUCAAGUGAGCUUGUAUAUCAGCGCAGGAAACACAGCUUUUAUGUCAAUGUCAAUAUGUAGAACUUGAACACAUCCACCUUGGCACAAGCAGACUUCUUUUCAUUUUAUUUGCAUUACGUUUGUCGGAGGUUGUGAUAACGGUACUGUGCGUGAUUUGUUCAAACACUUUUUGUUGAUCAGCAAAUAAAAUGUUGGCAUCAGUUAAACAUUUACUGGAACAAAAACGUAUAAUAUUGGCAAGUAGUUCCCCACGCCGCCAGGAACUUAUCAAAUCUAUAGGACUUUCCAUAGAAUUGUGCCCAUCUAGUUUCGAAGAAAACCUAGACUACCGUGAUUUUAAGGAGUUUUCGCAGUUUGUAGAGGCAACAGCGGCUGGCAAGGCUGAGGAGGUCUAUCAACGCUUGCAUGCCGCUCAUCCAUCGGACGAUUUGUUGGUUAUUGGCGCUGACACAAUGGUCACAUUGGGAAAAGAAGUUUAUGGGAAGCCAAAAGAUGCUGCCGAUGCCGUACGUAUGCUGACCAAUCUCUCUGGCAAAUGCAAUCGCACUCAUACAGGAAUCGCGCUGCGACACAGUAAAGGGGUGCGCCACUUUACUGAAACUACUGACGUAUACUUCGGUGAAUUGACUCAGGCACAAAUACUCGAUUAUGUGGAUAGCCGAGAGCCACUCGACAAAGCGGGCGCCUAUGGUAUACAAGGAAUUGGUGGCUCGCUAAUUGAAAGAAUAGAUGGAGAUUACUAUUGCGUAAUGGGUUUGCCACUGCACCGUCUGUGUAAAGAGAUAUGUGCUUUGCUUGAAGAGUCAAAUGGCCUGGAUAAUGGUUGUACCGCCGAGAAGAAAGCAAGAAAAGAAUGAAUUGUUAGAAAAACUAUCGCAUGUUGCCACAUAACAACCUUUUAAGAAAUAAAACAUAAGCGAGGCUUUUAGUUAUAAACUAGAACGAAAAUAUUUCAACAA